Molecule: messenger RNA, 646 nt
Organism: Oppia nitens
Lineage: Eukaryota; Metazoa; Arthropoda; Arachnida; Sarcoptiformes; Oppiidae
Exons: 3
Coding region: 56-646 (196 amino acids)
Molecular function (GO): oxidoreductase activity
Source: RefSeq, a predicted model, not a curated record
UGGUACAAACUUUAAGAUUUUUUUUUAAAAUUUUGCUGUGAUUUGUGAUAUAAAUAUGGUUAAGAAGGAGAAAAUUAUUGUCAAAAGACCAGAAUUCUAUGUUUUUGCUCUUCUAGUGGUUAUAACAAUGGCUAUUAUAACACUAAUUGUUGCCAUCAAUGUCUACAUCUGGAAUAAAGUCAUUGAUUUUGGUGAUAAUGGUUGGCGAUUCAGUAGUAGACUUAUUGUAUAUCAUCCCUAUAUAAUGACAACAUUUCUCAUUAUUUGUGGUCAUUCACUUUUGGUUCACAGAAUCGGAUUUAGUCUUAGGAUUAGUGCACGACUUAUGCGUAUAAUACACGCAUCACUAAACGUGAUGACAAUGCUUCUGGGGUUAUGUCCCAUAUAUACCAUAACACAUGCCUUUUGGACCCACAGAAUUGCAAAACCAUUUUAUUCAAUCCACUGUUGGAUUGGUGUCAUCACUCUUAUAGCAUAUAUAUGUCAAAUAUUUGUCACUUUGUCUUACUAUUCAUUGUCAUCAACUACUCCACAGAUGACUAUUAGCUAUGAAUCUACUCAUAAGCUAAUUGGUUAUGCAUUGAUAUGUAUGAUAUCUCUGACUUGUAUAAUAGGAAUCAGUGAAAAAAUGCCAAUUAUUUUCUGA